Molecule: messenger RNA, 2136 nt
Organism: Tigriopus californicus
Lineage: Eukaryota; Metazoa; Arthropoda; Copepoda; Harpacticoida; Harpacticidae
Exons: 7
Coding region: 121-2070 (649 amino acids)
Molecular function (GO): protein binding
Source: RefSeq, a predicted model, not a curated record
UCGAAAUAGUUUUUAAUCUUCCGCUGUUCCGACCGGACGUGCCAGUGUAGUGAUCAAGUCAGGUGCCAAAACCAUGGCUUCAAUGUGUUUGUGAUAUUGUGUCGAUGACAAGAGGAUGUCAUGUAUCCAAUUGUGCCCUUCACUGUGCUCUAUGUGAUGAUCAUCUCCCAAGUCAUGUCCGUCGGACAUUAUGCCAAAGUGGUUCCAGGUUCGAAACCAAGAUCAGCCGAGGAAUACCUACAACAGAUAUACAUUCAUCCCACGACCUCCCUUCCGCCAAUUUCUCGUCCAAUCAAUGUUUGCAACGAAUGCGAGCGAAGAUUCAUUCUGGUUCAGCAUCAAAUGGAAUACGCCUUCGCUCAAUUGGAGCGAUUAAGUGACGAAAACCGCAAGUUGCAAGAUCAUAUCACCAAUUUAGGGUCUCAAAAUGAACGUUUGGUGACGAGAAUUUACUCUGUUGAGAAGACACUCCGAGUCAGCCCCAAUCGAACAAAUUCUGAAUUUGAACGGGUUUUUGACAGGGUGGCUAUUUUGGAGCGAGCGGCCAUGGCCUUGAAGGAAACCAGAGAUGCGGAUUACUCACAUUUAAUGAGGCGGAUCAACCGAUUAGAGAACAAAAUUGCCGGCAUCUCCAAGGCCGAUAAUGUGCCACACCAAACUGACAUCAUAACUGACAAACUUGACCAACUGGACGAGAUUGAGCAAAAGCUGUCUCAAGUGGCCACGUUCCAACAAAAUUUGAACCGCUUAACUGAAAAAGUGACCGUUUUAGAAGAAGACAAACGUGCAGAAGAGGAUAUUUCUCCUUCUUUAAAUGACGUUAAAACCUUAUUGGACUCUGCCCAAAGCGACAUCAAUUCUUUGAACAACACAGUUACCCAAACCCAGAACAGAAUCUUUGUUAAUUUUGAUGUGAUUAACAUGAGAAUUGAUAAUGUCACGUCAAGGGUUGAGCUUCUCGCAAAUUCCAAUGAAAUAACAGCUUUUGAAAGUCUUGAAUCCAGGAUUGAAACCUUGGCAACGAGAUUGGACGACAUUGAAGUGGUACCACAAGGUCUACCGGCAAUCAACAAUAAAUUGACGAUGCUAGAAAAAGGAGUUGUGGAUUUGGCCACCAACGUUUCGUCCUGGAGACAAGACCUGAUAUCUGAAGAUGGACAGCUCUCUCGAGAUAUUGAAGGAAACGAAAAAGAGAUAAAAGACCUGUCCGAUAAACAAGAAGCCCUACUGAAUCAGGUAUUGUCUCUUGAGACAAAGACAAGUGGACAAUCUGAUCUAAGUGUGACCAUGGUGAAACAAGACAUCUUACAAUUGCAAGGAAAUCUCUCAACGUGGCAAAUUGAAUUGGACAAACAGGAGCUCAAAAUUGAAAGGAAUGCAAAUGAAGUUGAGACCCUAAAGGCUGGUAAGGCCUCAGACUUGAUCGCCCUCAAUAGCAGAAUCACUACUGUUAAAGAUGAUCUAAAAGUCCAAUUGACUGAGUUGGUCACAUUGAAGGAAAAUGUUACCAAUCUCAAAGAAAACAUACAAGGAAUUCAAACAAAAAUCACCGAUGUUGAUCUGGACAGCUGUUGCUCAGCUGAUGACUACGAAAUUCCUACCUUACCAGAUUAUUCGGAAGGUGACCAAACCGCUGGAGCAACUGCCCGUGCUGAUGAAAUAAAAACUGAUAUUAUAUUUUGCGGAGAGAACUCGUCAUACCAACGAAACCGUUAUCAGCCAUUGGUCUUUGAGAAAGUGCGACUUCAGGGUACCAAGUUAUUGGAUAUGGAGACAGGGAUUUUUCAAGUUCCCGCGAAUGGCAAAUAUCUAUUUUCAAUCUACCUCAACACUCGGUCCUGUGGUUCCUUGUCACUAUGUGGCGCCACUGUCGUCCAAUUGUGGAAGAAUGAGGAGUCGAUGCGCGAGUUCAAAAUAGGCUCUGCAAGUGAUCGACGAAAUGAUUUGGAAUCGAUUUCAGGUGUUACCUUCCUGGAGCUAACAAAAGGCGAUUCAAUAUCCCUACAAAUGUCAGAGACCAUUUUCGACGGAGUCAACAACUUAGAAUUCUGUGGUGUCAAACUGAACUAGUCAAAUAUAAUCCGGUUUUUACCGAAGAAGUUUCGAUUGUAAUGGGCAUAAGUUGUACACAUUCUG